Molecule: messenger RNA, 5580 nt
Organism: Closterium sp. NIES-65
Lineage: Eukaryota; Viridiplantae; Streptophyta; Zygnematophyceae; Desmidiales; Closteriaceae
Source: the annotation of a GenBank genome assembly
AUGGAGUCACAUCAGUGUGUGCGGCUGCAUGGUGCAGUGGGAGGGGAUGGGGUGGGGCAAGGAAUGGAAGAGAAGAAGCAAGGUGGGGCCUCACAAACAGACGAGGCGUGUGCGCGUGAGUGCUCAGCAGCAGACGUCACCUGUCCGGAUGACGCCUGUCAGGAUUUUGCUGCUUUUCAGAACGACCCCUGUGAGAACAAACCCUGUGAGGAUGCUGGCAGCUGUGAGGACGACCCGUGGGACCUGGGGGCCGCUGCUGCUGAUGCUGCUGUUGGGAGGCAUGGGGCUGCUGCCGUUGCAGUGGUGGUGUACAAGCGGAGAAAGACGGCUCAGGGAUGGGUGGGAUCAAACCCGGCUGGCCACAAGGGAGGGCUGUGUACCCACAAGGGGACGCUUGAGUGGCGCUCCCAAAGCAGAGAAAGCUUGAGUGGUAGUCUUAGGCUUAGCCCGGCUCGUGUAGUGACGCAAGGAGGAGGGCCGUUGGGAGGUCCGUGGGGCUCAGUGGGAGUGCAGCUGGGGAGAGGAGAGGUGGAGGAGGAAACGGAGGUUGGCAGGUUUGGUGGUAAGGGAUCAGGGAGUACGGGUGAUAAGAGUGCGGUUGGUGGGAAGGUGAGGAAGAGGGAGGGGCUUGCGAGGCAGUGCAAGCGCACGAGAGGAGGAGCCGAAAGAGGAGAGGAAGAGGAUAGGGGGGCAGAAGGAAGGAGAGGAGGAAGCCUCAGGGCCUCGAUGCAUGCAGCCAGCACCAAUCCGCCUUCCACCCGCGAUGUGGCAUUGAAAUCACCUACUCUGGUAAAAACACCCCUUCUGUUGAAAGCACCUGCAGUACCACCUGCCACACCUGUGGCUGCACGUGUGACUGGCGCUUCAGCCAUUGGAGCAGCUGGUCUUGGCACACCUAUCGGCACACAUGCCAUUGGUGGUGCCCCUGCUGUUGGUGCUCCUGCGACUCCUGCAGCCAUGCCUGCGACUCCCAUGGUGGCAGGGGAGAAGCUGCGGGGCCAGCGGUGCCAACUGCCAAACCAACUGGCAAAGGCGGCUUCUGAAGACAGGCGAGGAGCAGGAGGGACGGUAGAUGGUGGGAGUAGCAGUGAGGAGGUGGAGGAGGUGGGAGAGGGGUUUGGAGAGGGGGUGGGAGAGGAGGUGGGAGAGGAGGUGGAGGAGGUGGGAGAGGAGGGGGUGGGGGAGGAGAUGGCAGGUGACGGAGUGGUGGUGGUGGUGGGGAGUGAGGAUGAGGGAGAGGAGGGGGGAAGGGAGCAGGAGAUGGGAAGUGGUGGAGUUGCAGGGAAAAGGGCAAGGAAAGCAGGGAGUGAGGAAAAGGGAGAAGAUUGGGAUCUGGAGGAGGUGGAAGAGACGAAGAUUAUCAGGGGAAGGGAUGAGACGUAUGCUGAGGAAGACAAUGGUGGUGGUGGUGGUGGUGAUGGGGAUGGUGAUGAGGACGCAGAUGAUGGUGAUGGCGAUGAUGAUGUGGUGGAGGUGGUGGGAGAGGAGGCUUGCGUGAGCAUAGUGCGGCACGGGCAAGCAGCACCAGGGGUGGGGCAUCAUGUGACGGUCACAUCCCCAUCUGCACUCACCACCGCAGCAGGCCGAGCCAGACUCACAGAGGCGUAUACUGCAGCGCAUGCACGAGCACAGGCAACGGCGCAUGCACCCCAUGCCCCAGUAACUCCUGCUAAUGCUGGUAACCGUGUUACCUCGUCAGGCUGGGUAACCAGCACUCCUCCAGGCCAGCUGUUGUGCUCCGAGCAGCACAUAGGUGGAGUGAAGCGGCAGCGCUUCUUCAGCUCCUGGCACCGCCAGUGCCCUCUCUUUCAAGACGCUCACACUCACACAGGGACAGAGGACCUUGCCGUGCACCGGCAGAGUGCUCUCUUUCAAGACACUCACACUCACACAGAAACAGAGGGCCUUGCCGUGCCAAGGAUACCGGUAGUCCACCAUGCCAGCUCUGGUGCGGCCGAGGUGAAUGAGCAGGAUAGGCCGUCCACUGGAUCGCUCUAUAGAGAGGAUAAAGGGGGUUUGGCGGAUGGGGAGGGGAGAGGGGGCAGGGGAGUGGAGGCUGUGGCAGAGGCGGCAUAUGGGGGGGUGUUGGAUGCGCUGUGGGUGCAGGGAGGCGGAGAAGGGAUCACGUGGGAUAAGGAGGUUCUGCUUACAGACCUGCGCAGGGCUUUAACACCGCUGGCAGCAGCAUCAGCACCAGCAUCAGUCUCAGUAUCAGUAUCAACAUCAGCAUCAGCAAACUUGACAUCCUCCCUCUGCGUCCGCCCGAAACCUCCUUCGCACACGCUCACCACCACCGCAUUCCGCUCCCUCUCCGCCACCUCCGCCACCGCGACCACAGCAGCAACGGCAGCCAAAUCCAGCCGUCUGCUGUACGCUCUCCGCCCAUCCUCGCCCCCUAGGCAGCGCUCCCCUCCCCGCCUUCCCACGGCUGCUGCUGCUGCUCUGUACAGCGCAGGGCAUGCCCUGGACGGCUCCCCUCGUCUCCGAUCCGCAGCUGCUGCCUCUGCUGCCGGCCGCAGCCUGUUCCUGGGACAGAGGCUUCGAAUUGCAAACGAGCAGGCGGGCCCAGCAGAGAGCGCUACAUCGGACGCCAAUGGCACUGCGCUGAGCCCCACUGCGUCCUCCGAGGACACCAUUCAGGCGCUCAAGGCGUCCCUCGCCGCCGCAGAGGAGGCAGCAGCCAGCGCGCUGCAAGCCAAGGAGCUCGCUUUAGAAGCAGUAACCGUGGCGGAGGCAAAGGUCGAAGCCAUGUCCGCUCAGAUGGUCCUGACUACGGAAGAGGCGGUUAACGAAGUAGAGGCGGCAAAGGAGAAGUUUAAAGAGGAGGUAGCGAGGCUGCAGCGGGAGAAGGAGGAGGUGGAGCAGCAGCUGGCGCAGGCGAAGCAGGAGGGGAUUGAUCUCGCGAUGAAGGUGGAGCAGAUGGCGGCGCUGGCAGUGCAGGAGCAGACCCAGGCUCUGAUCCUUCCCUAUUCCGCUGUGUCCUCUCCCUCGGCUGUCCUGCUCCUAUUCCGCCUCUGUCCCUGCCUCUGCCCCUGCUCCUCCCCGUGCCCCUCCCCCUGUCCCUCCCCGUGCCCUUCCCCCUGUCCCUCCCCCUGCCCCUCCCCCUGUCCCUCCCCCUGCCCCUCCCCCUGUCCCUCCCCCUGCCCCUCCCCCUGUCCCUCCCCCUGCCCCUCCCCCUGUCCCUGCCCCUGCCUGCCCCUACCUCCCCCACGUGGCUUGCCAGUGAUCGAGGAGGCGAAGGCGACGAUAGAGGACGCGAUAGCAGCGGCAGACAUCGCCAAGGAGCAGGCGCGGUCGGCGGAGGCGGCGCUGCAGGAGCGGCUGGACGUUUUGGACCGCCUGGGGCACGCGGAGGUGGCGCUCAUGCGCUCCGAGGAGCAGCGCACGGCGCUGCAGCUGAAGCUGGAGCAGGCAGAGAGCGAAAAAGAGACCCUGCGGAUGGAGAUCAAGGCGGCCAUUGCGCGUGCGGAAGCAGCAGAGUCGCGCAUAGUGUCAACGCAGGCAGCAGUGGCGGAGAUCCAGGCGCUGGCGGAGAGGACGGCCAAGGAGAGAGAGGAGGGCACUGAGAGGGCACUGGAGGCCAUGCGGCUGGCCUCGGAGGGCAGGGAGAAGGCGGCAGCGCUGGCGUACAAGGCGGAGACGGAGAGUCUGAGGGCGGCAGCCAUGGCGGCUCAGAAGGCGGACAAGGUCAAGGACCAGGCUGUGGCCCGCCGCUUCGCCGCGCUGCAGAGGAGCCUGGCGGCUGCGGAGGAGAGCACACGGAAGUGGAGGGAGCGGUGCCUGGCUGUGGAGGAGCUGUUCGCUCUGGUGAGUUACGUGUUUGGCUGCUUGUGCUGUCGUAUAGAAGUUGGCGAAUCCGUGGCGCGUGGGCGCAUGGACGUCAUGCUGGGGACGCAGUCGGAGAAGUGGCGCAUUCUGGCUGACGGGCCCCGGAGGGAGCGACCUGAAUGGCUGCAGCGCAAGACACUCACCACCACGCCGCUGCCGUCGCUGCCGGUGUCUGUGGAACUGGAGAAUGUGCAGGCUGCCGUGCCGUUGAAAUUGCCCUCGCCUGAUGACGUGUGGUCCAUCGCCCUGCACAAGGUGGCGGACGACAAGUUCACCAAGGAGGCAGAGGCGCGCGAGGCGGAGGCCAAGGAGAUUGAGGAGAAGCGCAAGGAGCUGGAGCGCGCCCUGCAGCGCAAGGCGCCCAAACGCAUCCGCUCACCCGAGGAGCUGGAGGAGAGCAAAGAGUCCGGCACGGGAAGUGGUCGCGAGGUCGUGAUCCAGGCGUUCAACUGGGAGAGCAACAAGCGCGACUGGUACCUGGAGCUCGCCCCCAGAGCUGCUGACAUGGCAGCCUGUGGCAUCACGGCUGUGUGGCUGCCUCCCCCUACAGAGUCGGUGUCGCCCCAAGUGGUGGGAGGUGCACUGCAAGUGCUGGGUGGUCUCUUCUGGGUGGAGCUCGCCCCCAAGGCUGCUGACAUCGCGGCCUUCGGCAUCACUGCUGUGUGGCUGCCUUCCCCCACAGAGUCAGUGUUGCCCCAAGGGUACAUGCCGGUGGACCUGUACAACCUCAACUCGUGCUACGGCACCAAGGAGCAGCUGCAGUACUGCAUUGACGAGCUGCACAGCCACGACCUGCUUGUGCUGGGAGACGUGGUGCUGAACCACCGCUGUGCGUCCAAGCAGAGCCCCGAGGGUAUUUGGAACAUUUUUGGCGGCAAGCUGGCUUGGGGCCCCGAUGCCAUUGUCAGGGACGACCCUAACUUCCAUGGCCGCGGCAACCCCAGCAGUGGCGACAUAUUCCACGCGGCGCCCAACAUUGAUCACUCGCAGGACUUUGUGCGGAAGGACAUCUGCGAGUGGCUGCGCUGGCUGCGCGCCGAUGUGGGCUACGAUGGCUGGCGCCUGGACUUCGCCCGUGGGUUCUGGGGCGGGUAUGUGAAGGAGUACAUUGAGGCAUCGAGCCCCGCGUUCUGCAUUGGGGAGUACUGGGACAGCCUCAGCUACGAGGGCGGCACCGUCUCCUACAACCAGAACGCGCACAGGCAGCGCAUUAUCAACUGGAUCAACGCCACUGGAGGCACCUCCUCUGCUUUUGACGUCACCACCAAGGGCAUCCUGCAUGCAGCACUGCACAACGAGUAUUGGCGGCUGAUUGACCCACAGGGCAAGCCCCCGGGCGUCAUGGGGUGGUGGCCGUCUCGAGCCGUCACGUUCCUUGAGAACCACGACACUGGCUCCACUCAGGGCCACUGGCCCUUCCCACGUGAGAAGCUCCUGCAGGGAUACGCCUACAUCCUCUCCCAUCCCGGCACGCCGGUUGUGUUUUACGAUCACCUGUACGAGUUUGGCAUCCAUGAUCAAAUCGCCGAGCUGAUCGCCGCCCGGAAGCACGCAGGUGUGCACUGCCGAUCGCCAGUGAAGAUUUUCCACGCAGUUGCGCAGGGGUAUGUGGCGCAGGUCGGAGAUAACCUGGUGGUCAAGCUCGGCCACUUUGACUGGAACCCGUCCCGCCAGAACGAUCUGAUGGGGCGGUGGGAGAAGCUUGUCGACAAGGGGAAUGAUUACAUUCUCUGGGAGAAAACGGGUUCGUGA